Molecule: messenger RNA, 696 nt
Organism: Penicillium macrosclerotiorum
Lineage: Eukaryota; Fungi; Ascomycota; Eurotiomycetes; Eurotiales; Aspergillaceae
Product: protein tyrosine phosphatase-like domain-containing protein
Exons: 3
Coding region: 1-696 (231 amino acids)
Biological process (GO): sphingolipid biosynthetic process; fatty acid elongation; very long-chain fatty acid biosynthetic process
Cellular component (GO): endoplasmic reticulum membrane
Molecular function (GO): 3-hydroxyacyl-CoA dehydratase activity
Source: RefSeq, a predicted model, not a curated record
AUGCCGUCCUCCACCCCAUCGGCACGUCCCUCAGGCCCCUCAGGCCUGACACGGGGCUAUCUUUUUACCUACAACACCCUCAAUCUGGCAACAUGGGGCCUCUGCGUCGUGUACACGGUCAGCCUGCUGCCAACCUACGCCCCGACCAAGCACCUUCCCACCGUCUUCCGCCUCACUUUCAACCCGCUUCUUCUGGCUACCCAGUCACUUGCCAUCCUUGAGGUUCUCCACAGCUUGGUGCGUCUGGUGCGCGCUCCUGUCAUGACCACUGCGAUGCAGGUUGCGUCCCGACUGCUACUGGUUUGGGGCAUCAUGUUUCCCUUUGCCGGUGAUAUUGUCGGCGCUGAUGGCGUUGCCCAAUUGGGUGACUAUGCGUAUCUGGGCUGUGUGGGUGCAUGGGGAAUCACCGAGAUCAUUCGAUAUGGGUUCUUUGCAAUCACGCUCUCAGGAAAUACAGUGCCUGCGUGGUGGACCUGGUUGCGAUACAACACUUUCUACAUCCUUUAUCCCAUCGGUAUCUCAAGCGAGUGCACGCUCAUUUUCAAGGCGCUGGAGCCAGCGGCUGCGAUCAACCCAUUGUUCCGCUGGGCUCUUAUCGCUAUUCUCAUAAUUUAUGUGCCGGGUUCCUAUGUGCUGUACACGCACAUGAUCGCACAACGGCGCAAGGUUCUUCGCGGCAAGAAGCGCGCUGAUUAG